Molecule: messenger RNA, 789 nt
Organism: Xyrauchen texanus (razorback sucker)
Lineage: Eukaryota; Metazoa; Chordata; Actinopteri; Cypriniformes; Catostomidae
Product: tetratricopeptide repeat protein 36
Exons: 3
Coding region: 91-654 (187 amino acids)
Biological process (GO): cilium assembly
Molecular function (GO): protein binding
Source: RefSeq, a predicted model, not a curated record
UCUUUUCCCCAUAAAACCAAGGAAUGUGUGGAACUUUAAAAAAGCACAUUUUGGAUUGUUAGUUUCUUUUAGUCCUCUGUCCAGAGGAAAAUGGCCUCAGCACAUGACAGAGAUGUUUUACAAGCCAUUUUUAACCCUUGCAGCCCCUUUGGAGAUAUUCCUGGGUUAAACCAAGAAGAUGAGCUGACUGAUGACGACAGUGUGUUUGACCCAGAGCUAGUGAAACAAGUGAAAGAUCUGGAACUACAGGGAGUUUCUGCUGCUGAGUCUGGAGAUGUGCCCGCUGCACUGGAGCAUUUUAACCAGGCCAUCAGUGUCCUGCCCCAGAGGGCUUCAGCCUACAACAACCGAGCCCAGACCAAACGUCUGCAGGGAGACAUUAAAGGUGCAGCUGAAGAUCUGGAGCGUGCCAUCUCUUUGAGCAGAGGUGCUGGACGAUCGGCCUGCCAGGCUCUGGUCCAGCGCGGGCUCCUCUUCAGGUUGGAGGGCCAUGAUGAAGAAGCUCGGGUGGACUUCGAGAGGGCAGCAGGUCUAGGCAGUGAGUUUGCCAGGCAGCAGGCAGUACUCUUGAACCCCUACGCAGCCCUAUGCAACCGCAUGCUGUCAGAGGUCAUCAAUAAAUUACGCAACCCAGAAGUGUCAGAAACACGUUAGAGUUUAGAGGAGCAACAGACAUAUGCAAAAUCACCCUAUUAAAUGAUUUCAAUGUACUGCAACAAAGUCAUUCAUUUAUUAACGUAGUUCUUGUUUAUUGAAGAUAUAGUAAAAUAAAGAUUUUUUUUCACAUGU